GCGCAUUGUCAGCUAAAGCUUUCGGUGGACAUUGAGCAUGCGUACCAUAUCUGAAGUUCGUAAAUUGAAAUUGAACAUGCGUAAUUAAUCUUUCUGAAUAGGAAAAAAUAUAUACACAACAAAAACUCUCCGUUUAUGGAACAUGCGCAUUCGUUCUCAGGUGUUUCGUGUUGAAAGUAAGCAUGCGCAUAGUGAGUAGGUUGGUCCGAAGUUUGAACGGGACAGAAGUGUUUGUCCGCAUCUGGCGGUUGUUUUUAGAGGUAAUACACCUAGUUUGUGGCUCAGCAUGUCAAUUGUAACAGUGCAACUUGGUCAGUGUGGCAAUCAGAUUGGUUUUGAAGUUUUUGAUGCUUUGCUUAGUGACUCACACAGUUCCCAGGGACUCUGCUGUAAGAGAGAGAAUGAGGCAUAUCAAGCAUCUUGCAAAGAGAGAUUCUUCAGUGAGGAGGAGAAUGGAGUUCCAAUUGCCCGGGCUGUUCUUGUUGACAUGGAACCCAAAGUUAUCAGUCAAACACUGUCAAAGGCUGCCCAGUCUGGCCGAUGGAAAUAUGGUCAGCAUGCAUGCUUCUGUCAAAAACAAGGUUCUGGAAACAACUGGGCAUAUGGUUACUCUGUUCAUGGACCCAGGCAUGAAGAAUCUAUAAUGAACCUAAUCCGGAAGGAAGUGGAGAAAUGUGACUCUUUCAGUGGUUUUUUCAUCAUAAUGAGUAUGGCUGGGGGCACAGGAUCAGGAAUAGGAGCUUUUGUUACACAGAAUUUACAAGAUCAGUACUCAAACUCAUUGAAAAUGAAUCAGAUUAUUUGGCCUUAUGGAACUGGUGAGGUUAUUGUUCAAAACUACAACUCCAUUUUGACACUUUCUCACUUGUACCGAUCUUCAGACGCCCUCCUUGUUCAUGAGAAUGAUGCCGUCCAUAAGAUCUGUGCAAAACUGAUGAAUAUCAAGCAGAUAUCCUUUAGUGAUAUCAAUCAAGUCCUCGCACAUCAGCUGGGAAGUGUGUUCCAGCCUACUUAUUCUGCAGAAAGCUCAUUUCACUACAGACGAAAUCCACUAGGAGACUUAAUGGAGCAUUUAGUUCCCCAUCCUGAAUUCAAGAUGCUGAGUAUUCGUAACGUGCCUCACAUGUCUGAGAAUUCAUUGGCAUACAGCACAUUUACUUGGGCUGGCCUGCUCAAGCAUUUGAGACAGAUGCUCAUUUCUAAUGCAAAGAUGGAGGAAGGUAUUGAUUGGCAUGUGCGGCCUUCUUUAUCAGGACCUUCUUCUCUUGGUAAAAUGUCUCUCAACAAGGACCUGCAUUUUAACACUUCCAUUGCUAACUUGGUCAUUCUUCGUGGGAAAGAUGUGCAAAGUGCAGAUGUGGGUAAGAAAUUCAGAGCCUACAUUCAUCAGUACACAAAAUUUGGAAUUGAAGAGGAGGACUUUUUAGACAGUUUCACGUCAUUAGAGCAGGUUGUUGCCAGUUACUGUAACCUCUGAUCUUGAACAAUGGGAAAAGUACCUUAGGGCAUUUUUGGACUAAAAUAUUUUCAAUACUAUUUUCUCUGUAAAGUUUUCAAAGUUC
Molecule: messenger RNA, 1562 nt
Organism: Mandrillus leucophaeus (drill)
Lineage: Eukaryota; Metazoa; Chordata; Mammalia; Primates; Cercopithecidae
Gene: TUBD1
Product: tubulin, delta 1
Exons: 8
Coding region: 287-1477 (396 amino acids)
Biological process (GO): mitotic cell cycle; microtubule cytoskeleton organization
Cellular component (GO): cytoplasm; microtubule
Molecular function (GO): GTP binding; structural constituent of cytoskeleton
Source: RefSeq, a predicted model, not a curated record